AUGAGGAAGAUGCGGACUCUCUUUGGCUUUGUGCAUUGCUGCUGCUGCUGCUUCUUGCUCCUGCUGCCUCCUCCACUCUGGGUCAGCUUGGCCGCGGCCAAGCAGCUGCUGAGGUACCGGCUGGCCGAGGAAGGACCUGCCGACAUCCGCAUAGGCAACGUGGCUUCAGACCUGGGCAUCGUAACGGGCUCUGGAGAGGUGACAUUCAGCCUGGAGUCGGGCUCCGACUACCUGAAGAUCGAUAACAUGACCGGGGAGCUGAGCACCACUGAGCGGCGCAUAGACCGCGAGAAGCUGCCGCAGUGCCAGAUGAUCUUCGAUGAGAACGAGUGCUUCCUGGACUUCGAGGUCUCGGUAAUCGGCCCUUCGCAGAGCUGGGUGGACCUCUUCGAGGGCCGGGUCAUCAUCCUGGACAUCAACGACAACACCCCCACUUUCCCCUCGCCUGUCCUCACCCUUACCGUGGAGGAAAACCGGCCCGUAGGGACCCUCUAUCUGCUCCCCACUGCCACCGACAGAGACUUCGGUCGCAACGGCAUCGAGCGCUACGAGCUGCUGCAGGAGCCCGGCGGCGACGGGGGCAGACGCGGAGGAGGGGGGUCGGCUUCUGCAGCUGAGAGCGCCCUCUACCCCGGCGGCAGUAAGAGGAGGCAGGAGCCGGACGGGGCGGCCCGCAGCAGCGUGUUCGAGCUACAGGUGGCCGACACCCCUGAUGGGGAGAAGCAGCCGCAGCUGAUUGUCAAAGGGGCGCUGGACCGAGAGCAGAGGGACUCCUAUGAACUGAGCCUGAGGGUGCGGGACGGCGGCGACCCGGCCCGCUCCUCCCAGGCCAUCCUGAGGGUACUGAUCACCGACGUGAACGACAACAGCCCCCGCUUUGAGAAGAGCGUCUAUGAGGCGGACCUGGCGGAGAACAGCAGCCCCGGGACCCCCAUCCUGCAGCUGCGGGCCGCCGACCUGGACGUGGGGGUGAACGGGCAGAUCGAGUACGUCUUCGGGGCGGCCACCGAGUCGGUGAGGCGCCUGCUGCGGCUGGACGAGACCUCGGGCUGGCUCAGCGUCUUGCACCGCAUCGACCGGGAGGAGGUGAACCAGCUCCGCUUCACCGUCAUGGCCCGGGACCGGGGCCAGCCGCCCAAGACCGACAAGGCCACGGUGGUGCUGAACAUCCGCGACGAGAACGACAACGUGCCCACCAUCGACAUCCGCAAGAUCGGCCGCAUCCCGCUGCGGGACGGGGUGGCCAGCGUGGCCGAGGACGUGCUGGUGGACACCCCCAUCGCCCUGGUGCAGGUGUCCGACCGCGACCAGGGCGAGAACGGCGUGGUGACCUGCACGGUGGUAGGGGACGUGCCCUUCCAGCUCAAGCCGGCCAGCGAGGGCGAAGGGGAGCCUCAGAACAAGCGCAAGUACUUCCUGCACACCUCGGCCCCGCUCGACUACGAAGCCGUCCGUGACUACAACGUGGUGAUCGUGGCCGUGGACUCGGGCAGCCCCAGCCUGUCCAGCAACAACUCGCUGCUGGUGCGGGUAGCGGACACCAACGACAACCCGCCGCUGUUCGGCCAGGCCGUGCUGGAGGUCUCCUUCCCGGAGAACAACUCGCCUGGGGAGAGGGUGGCCACGGUGGCGGCCACGGACGCGGACAGCGGCAAGAACGCCGAGAUCUUCUACUCGCUGGAGCCCUCUCCCCUCUCCUCGGAGGCGCCCGGAGGCAUCUUCAGCAUCGACCCGGACUCCGGGGACGUGCUGGUGCAGGCGGUGCUGGACCGCGAGCAGCGCGACACUUACGAGUUCCAGGUGACGGCCCGGGACAAGGGGGUGCCGGCCCUGCAGGGCUCCACCACAGUGGUGGUGCGGGUGGCCGACCGCAACGACAACGAGCCGCGCUUCAUGCAGGACGUGUUCACCUUCUACGUGAAGGAGAACCUGCAGCCCAACAGCCCCGUGGGCAUGGUGACCGUGAUGGACGCCGACCGGGGCCGCAACGCCGAGCUCAGCCUCUCCAUCCAGCCCGGGGAGCAGGACCAGGCCGCCGGCAUCUUCUCCAUCGAGAACGACACCGGCACCAUCUACUCCACUGUCUCCUUCGACCGGGAGCAGCAAACCAGCUACACCUUCAAGGUCAAGGCGGUGGACGGAGGGGAGCCGCCCCGCUCGGCCACCGCCACAGUCUCCCUCUUUGUGAUGGACGAGAACGACAACCCGCCCGCCGUCACUUUCCCCAGCAACAGCUCCUACACCGUGCUGCCCCCCUCCAGCAACCUGCGCACUGUGGUGGCCACCGUGCUGGCCACCGACGCGGACACGGGCCUCAACGCCGACCUCAACUUCAGCAUCGUCGGGGGCAACCCCUUCAAGCUUUUCGAGAUCGACCCGGCCAGCGGCGUGGUGUCGCUGGUGGGCAAGCUGGCCCCCAAGCACUAUGGCCUGCACCGCCUGGUGGUGCAGGUGAACGACAGCGGCCAGCCGCCCCAGUCCACCACCGCCUUGCUCCACGUCUUCGUCAACGAGAGCCUCUCCAACGCCACCGUGGUGGAGAGCCAGGUGGCCCGCAGCCUGCACACGCCCCUGGCCCAGGACAUCGCCGGCGACCCCAGCUACGAGCUGAGCAAGCAGCGGCUCAGCAUCGUCAUCGGGGUGGUGGCCGGAAUCAUGACGGUGAUCCUGCUCAUCCUGGUGGUGGUCAUGGCCCGGUACUGCCGCUCCAAGAGCAAGCACGGCUACGAGGCGGGCAAGAAAGACCACGAGGACUUCUUCACCCCGCAGCAGCACGACAAGGCCAAGAAGCCCAAGAAGGACAAGAAAGGCAAGAAGGGCAAGCAGCCCCUCUACAGCAGCAUCGUCACCGUGGAGGCCUCCAAGCCCAACGGGCAGCGCUACGACAGCGUCAACAAGAAGCUCUCCGACAGCCCGAGCAUGGGCCGAUACCGCUCGGUCAACGGCGGCCCGGGCAGCCCGGACCUGGCCAGGCAUUACAAAUCCAGCUCGCCGCUGCCCACUGUCCAGCUUCACCCGCAGUCCCCCACCGCCGGGAAAAAGCACCAGGCCGUGCAGGAACUGCCCCCGGCCAAUACUUUUGUGGGGGCAGGAGACAACAUCUCCAUUGGAUCGGACCACUGCUCCGAGUACAGCUGUCAGGCCAGCAGCAAGUACAGCAAGCAGCCAUUUCGUAGAGUGACGUUUUCUGUUGUGAGUCAGCCUCAGGACCCACAUCAAGGGUCAUUGCAGAGUUGCUAUGACAGCGGUCUGGAGGAGUCAGAAACACCAAGCAGUAAGAGUUCAUCAGGGCCAAGACUGGGUGCCCUUCCACUCCCAGAGGACAACUACGAAAGGACUACGCCGGAUGGCAGUGUUGGUGAGGCAGAGCAUAUGGAAAAUGACUCGAGGCCUCUACCAGAUGUAGCCCUGACGGGGAAAUGUACUCGAGAGUGUGAUGAAUAUGGUCACUCGGACUCCUGCUGGAUGCCAGUUCGCACUUCGCCUGAAAGGAAGCAGAAGAGCCAGCCAAAACUCUCCACCUUCAUGCCCGUUGAUGAACGGGGCAGUCAGGAAAAGCUGGCCAAUGGAGAAGCCUCCCUCAUGGGUGAUCGCAACAGAAACCUCCUGAACAAAAAGUUGACCUCAUCCUAUGAGACCUUCAACGCAGCUAGCUUCAGCAAAAAUGAGGAAGCCAAUCCAGAGGAUAUCCCCCUUACACAGACAGGGGAAUACAAGCCAUCUCCUGUCAAUACUCUAACUAGAAGAGAAGUUUACCUGUAGGUUAUAAAGAAGCCACAACAAGGUUCAUUCAUGUAUAAGAAGGAAAAGGGGCAAAAAAUCUUAAAAUCAAAACAGUUUAGCACGAAAAAAAGGAGGAAAAAAAAAAAAAGAGGGGGCCACCAAAGAGACAAAAGCUUUGCCUGCCACUUCUGCCUCCAUAUCAGGCAUUUAAUUAUAUAGUCCGCCUGACUAUACUGUACAAUGUAGAAACCAUUGUUACUUGCAUGUCUAAUCCCCCUCACUGAUUUUUAUUUUCUUAAAUUUCUGGUUGCAAAUUGCUUUCAUGGUAACAAGCCUGAUUAAAAGAACACAACACACUGUUGUUACCCCUCUGCUGAAGCAUGAUUUAAGCCACUCUGAUUUUGUUUGAUUGUCACCUGGCUUGUUAAGGAUAACAGGUCAGGGAAAAUAUACUCCAAGCAUAUCAUCUGAAUAUUGCUGAUCCCCAUCAGGGAUGAUCCUUUAGAAACCGUACAAAUAUAGAGGUAAAUAUAAAGAGAUGGCCAUUAAUAGGCACUUUGUGAAGAUCACAGCUUUAAUUUUCUCACCUAAGGCUUGAAGCAAGAGAAUUAUACUCAGCCUGAGACUGCAGUCCAAAAGGUGGCAUAUUUCCCUAUGAAUCAUGAACUCUGGGUUCUGUUUUAUCCAUAGAAUGAACUCUCUAUCGGCUUACUUCAGCGUAACAAAAUUAAUGUCAUAUGUACCGUAGCAUACUAAUGAUAAACUGUUAAACUCAUGUUAUUUUGGACAAGACGUAUAUCUAGUUGGGAUGAUCAGAGUAACUAAAAAGGCCAAAGAUCGCACUAUGGAUCAGGGGAAUUGCUAAGUAUUUGGUCUUGGCUUAGAAAUCUAGUGUACCCACAAACCAUAUGCAUGCACACAUAAAUACACAUUCAAUUACAUUUUGCACAGCAGCAUAGUCCACAAUCCCAGAUGACCUACUACUACUUCAAUAGAUUUUAGUAGAAUGCCCAAAGGAACUGCUAAGAUGUUUGCUGAUAAUGUUAUAACAACAUACAGCAUCUACUGUAUGAUAUGAUACUGCCAGUUCCAGGGAAUAUUUUCCAAAAGGUUACCUUUAAAAAAAAUAAAUAAAUAAAUAAAAAUCAGAGGCUGUGUUGAUGUCACCCAGAACACUUUUGGGGGAAGAUGGAUGGCGGGGUAAUGGUGUGAUGCAGUGACAAGAGUAUAUUGCAAGUCAAGUAAAAUUUCUUCUUUUCACAGUGCAAGGUAUGCUUGCUAAAUCUUUUGUCAUCAAUGUUGCCAACUGUGUUUGUGAAAGGUACGAUGCAGGUUUUCUUGAAACACAAGUGCAUUAAAACAGUACUGUGCAAUAUGAAACAAUGUCAAGACUCAACACACUUAAGGAGGGUAACAAAUGGUCAGAUUGACUUGAACAUUGAUAUGAUACUUUACACGGUAGAUUGAGAGAAGUCACAAGGAAUCCAAACUAAUCAUGAUAGCAAAGAGCUAUGGCCAAUGACGAUUCUCAAAGUAUGCACUUCGUAAAGGGAAUAGGAAACAAAACAGGUUUUUUGUGCAAUAAAAGCAACAAAAUGUAUAAGAAGGACUUGAGCUAGUUGCUUCGUAGCUGAUGAUGUAGUAAUUGAAUACUGAAUUCAGACAUUCAGAUGAAAAUGACAAUCAGUCAACACAGUGCGGACAGUUUGAGAAGGGUGCAAACAUUCAAAUCCCUGGGUGUUUAACCUGGCAUUAGGGCAUGGCUAGAUGGCUGUCUAGUAGACUGUAGUCACAAUGUAGCUUUGGGUAGUUUCUUCCUUUUGAAGAAUUACAUAGAAAAUAUAACAUUAAACAGCCUGAAAUAUAGGUUGAUAAAUCAGUACAACUCAUCACAACAUUUACUUUUCAAAUUCUCUUCUCUAUAUAGAGGGGUGCCCUUUUUGGCCAUUUCAUUCCCCUCUUCAGUUUAGUUUUCAUUUUGAUGCUAGUUUGUGUGUAGAAGUUAUGAUGAAUGGAGACGUGUUAUGAAGAAAAAAUAUUAAAAAGAUUAAUAAUUGAACUUUUUUACAUUUAAUUAUUUAAAUUAUGGAGAGAUGCAAAUUAGUACUUUAUGAUAAGACUGUAAAGAGCAGUUACUGCAUUGUAUAAUCUGUAAGUACCUGUUAAGGGGGAAAAAAGAGAUUCUAAAGAUGCUUAUGUAAUGUAUACACAGUUUUAUUGCACGCUUCAACAGAAUACAGAAUUGCAUAACAGAUGUUCAACAAAACUUUUUUUCUUUAAUAGGAACUUUUUAUUUUAAUACUACAGUUGAAAACCACUAGAUGACUUGUUUAAAUAUAUCUUUAAACCCUUUGUCUAAAAAGCUAAUAAUACAGGUCAUACAAGACCUUCAGAUUAAAUGGAUCAGCAGUCACUCACCUGUUUAUGCACCACAUAAGGCAGUCAUGCCAUUGUCAUUUACUUGUGAGCAACUUCUUAGAACUAAAAUGGGUGUGAAAAGAAUAAAAAAAAAUCAUUGUACUUUAAAUAUUCACAGUACUUCUAGUAGAACUACCCGUCAUAACAUGUCAAUUACUAUUAUGACCUGGCAUGACACAGAAAUACAUUUUGUGUUUGUAGUUUUUUUCAUUUGAAAUAGGUUAAUCUGGUGCCACUCCACAUAUAGAGUGCUUUUGUAAAAAUAAACACAUAAAACGAAAUGAAGUAAAAAAAAAAAUUAGAGCGAAUGCAAAAUAUGCAACUGUGCCUUUUAUACCUGUUGUUAUAGUAGAAAGGUAAUUGGGUUUGGGCACUGAGGGGUAAUGGGCUAUUCCCAACUUUUUUGAACCUGUAUAUUGAUCCCUGUUUAUUUUCUGAUAAAUUAUAAAUAAUAUAUUUAAAAAAAUGCCUUCUGCCAAACUCAGAUAUUGGACCAGUCUUAAGUAUCUUUGAUUAUGAAAACCAGAUUGUAGCUUAGGUAUGUGCUGCUUUUUUGUUUUCCUUCCAAUCUACUGCCUGGAAGGCUACAGUAUAGAUUACAAUAGAUAAAUACCAUAUAGUUAUUUAGCAAGGUGUCAUAAGUUCAUUUUGCCAGGAAAAUUGAUGAUUUAGUGUCUCUUAAUUGCUUUUAGCUGCCAUUCCAUUUUGGUUGUACAGUAUAAAAAUUGUCCUUUUUUCCUUCCAUGGGAAACUCAAAUGAACUUUGCAUGUAUUUUACAUUAGGACACAUUUAUAGAUGACGCAUAACUAUAUAACUUUAUAUGUAUUAGAGAAGUCUGUAGCUUCAGUCUAAAAUCUAAUGCUCCCUCUGAACCUCCAGAUCUACUAUAUUCAAUAUGGUUUCUGACUGGCCUGCUGCCUGAGUUUCAGAAAAAAAAACCAAGGUAGACAUUAUUUUUAUGUGAGGAAGAACUAAAACGGGAUCGAAGAUGCUUGGCUGAAAGGCUACCCUAGGAAGUUGUCAAGUAGGAAAUGUAGAGCAAAGCCAAAUGAAUCUGCCAUAAAUACAGCUGUUGCUAAAAGGCUUUUAAGGAACUUGAACAACAAAGCAGUUUCUUAUGUUAUAUCAGUUAUAAAUAUACAGUGUUUCCUUAAGAAAUGAAAGAGAGGAGAGGACAACAGUAGAAAUGAAUGUAGUCCAGCAAUUAAACUGAGCUGCUGCCCGAAGAGCAUAACAUGGAAGAAGGCAUCAUUUUCCAGCUACCUGGGGUACACUUUCAGACAACUUUUUCCUAAAUUUUAAAGCACUUGCAUUCAGUGUGGUACGAUCUGUUUGUAAUAUUAAUCAUUGACUAUUGUUCUGCAACUUGGAUGUUGAUAGUGAAGCAGAGAACAAUUUAUCAUUGUUUAUUAUGAGUCACUAUGCACGCACCUAUGCUAAACAUGGCAAAAUGUAUUAAAAGCUAGUCCACCUCUAUUUAUGAAAUAUUUUACAUAAUUUAAUUUGCUUUUGUACAGUUUUAUGUAAAUAAAUUGCUUGUCAUUUUUG
Molecule: messenger RNA, 7690 nt
Organism: Terrapene triunguis (Three-toed box turtle)
Lineage: Eukaryota; Metazoa; Chordata; Testudines; Emydidae
Gene: PCDH7
Product: protocadherin 7
Exons: 3
Coding region: 1-3762 (1253 amino acids)
Biological process (GO): homophilic cell-cell adhesion
Cellular component (GO): plasma membrane
Molecular function (GO): calcium ion binding
Source: RefSeq, a predicted model, not a curated record